UUUAGUGAGGAGGUGGCACAAACCGCUUACAUGUGAGAAAGUGAUCUGAGUCAUUAAAACGACGAGAGAGAGAAACAAUCAACCAAUCCCCAGUCCCCACUUCUCAUGAUUGGUCGGGAAGAGGGAAACGACGGCUUCCCAAUGGCGACGGCAGCGAUGAAGAAACGGAGAAUCGAAGAAGAAGAAGAGGAAGAAGAAGUAGUGUCAAGUCAAAUCCCAGAUGAUAAAGAAGGUUUAUUAGAGUUCAUGGACCAGCGUGCCAAAUCAAUCCAACGCUGUAAAGACCAGAUUUCAAUCCUCGAGAGAAAGCUUGCUGAAGAGAGAAACUUGAUGGCAGAUGCGGAGACAAAAUUUUUACAACUUGAUCGAGUUGAAACUGAUACCUUCUCUAAGGCAAAACCAAAGAUGCCUGGUAAAACUGGAAGUUUACUUGAUAAGGCGAUGAAGACUGCUGCUAAUGGAACCUCUACUCCACAUGUGCGUGGUGAUGAGAAGAUGGUGUAUGAAACCUCUCCUCCACAUCCACGCGGUGAGAAGGAUCCUUCGUUGAAGUUGCCGCCCAUUAUUUUACCGCCUUCUUUCAAGAGGAAAGCUUCUGCACAAGCUCAGCCAGCGGUUACAAGGAGCUCUAGUUUCCCGAGGGAAGAAGGCAGGAGGUCGCAUGCCAGUAUAUCUAAUGGAGUGGUGAGGAAAGCUUCUGCGCCUGUCAGACAAGAAGUGAAUGAGACCGCACAACAAGCGCAGCCAGCGGUUACAAGGAGUUCUAGUUUCCCAAGGGAAGAAGGCAGGAGAUCUCAUGACACUAUAUCUAAUGGAGUGGUGAGGGAAACUCAAGCUCGAGAUAACCACAUUGAUAAUAAGGGUUUUGCUAAGCCAAAGAUCAGAGUUUCUUCUAACAUUUCUGGACAAGCUCGACAGGAGAAGUCCGAGUUCCAUGGACAUGAUGAGUUGAUAGCGCUUAUAGGUAGGAGUUCUUUGCGUCCAACUAUUAAAAGUCGUACCGAAGCUAUGCUACCAAGUGGCCACACGAAAAGAAUGAGAUGUCUUGCUGUUUCUCUUUCUAACCGUGAUCUUUUUGCUACAAGUGCAUUGGAUGCAGUUGUUCAUUUUUGGAAGCUUCACUCUAAUAGGUCCUCGGCUACUCUGAUCAAUACGGUUAAUCGGGUAGGAUUAGAUCAGAAGAGAUGGGCAGAAGAUAUAGCUUGGCAUCCUCACAGAAGUGAACUUUUCUCUGUGUAUACCGCAGAUGAAGGUCAUGCUCAGAUAUCAGCAAUAUAUCUGAACGAAGGUAGAGAGAGUUGUGAGUCGAAAUUUCUGAAGGACAGGCCUCACAGCAAAGGACUCAUCAACAGAAUCAUGUUCACGCCUUGGGAUGAUCCUUGUUUCAUCACAGGCGGGUGUGACCACGCAGUAGUGUUGUGGCGUGAACAACAACGUGAGCGCAACGCAUGGAAGUCGAGGCUUCUGCACAGGGACUUGCACUCGUCAUCUGUGAUGGGAGUUGCUGGAAUGAGCCAUAAGAAUCUCGUCUUGUCAUGUGGAGACGACAGGAGAUUCGUCGGGUUCGAUGCACGAGCAGAGAAAGCCACGUUUACGCAUAGACUAGACAACAGAUGCACAAACUUGCUGCCUAACCCGCGAGAUGUUAAUCUUGUCAUGGUCCACACGAGGCAGCUAGACAGGCAGCUUCGGUUGUACGAUGUGAGAUUGCCUCAGACGGAACUGUUUUGUUUUGGGUGGAAGCAAGAAAGCAGUGAGUCACAGUCGGCUCUAAUCAACCAGUCUUGGUCUCCGGAUGGUUUGCACAUCUCGUCUGGCUCUUCAGACCCUGUGAUCCACAUCUUUGAUAUCCGGUACAAUGCACCUAGCCCGUCUCUCUCGGUCAAAGCUCAUAAGAAGAGGGUGUUCAAAGCUGAGUGGCAGUCUUCUCAGCAACUAGUCUCCAUCUCGACAGAUUUAGAAAUUGGGAUUCACAAGCUAUGGUGAAAGCCUCGCAUCGUUAAUCAAACCUGUUUAGUCUUUAAUGUGAAACUGUAUCUAGAAGUUGGUGAGUGCUGGAUACAAAAAAAACUGUAUCUAGAAGUUGCAUAGUUUUGAGUCUUGAUGAUGUUUAACUUUUUUGGUACAUAUUGGAAAAUUGUAGCUAUGUACA
Molecule: messenger RNA, 2152 nt
Organism: Raphanus sativus (radish)
Lineage: Eukaryota; Viridiplantae; Streptophyta; Magnoliopsida; Brassicales; Brassicaceae
Exons: 6
Coding region: 106-1986 (626 amino acids)
Molecular function (GO): protein binding
Source: RefSeq, a predicted model, not a curated record